Molecule: messenger RNA, 5222 nt
Organism: Bubalus bubalis (water buffalo)
Lineage: Eukaryota; Metazoa; Chordata; Mammalia; Artiodactyla; Bovidae
Gene: SLC12A8
Product: solute carrier family 12 member 8
Exons: 14
Coding region: 352-2373 (673 amino acids)
Biological process (GO): cell volume homeostasis; chloride transmembrane transport; potassium ion homeostasis
Cellular component (GO): membrane
Molecular function (GO): potassium:chloride symporter activity
Source: RefSeq, a predicted model, not a curated record
GGGGAGAGCGCAGGGUGGUCUUGGGCGGCUCCUCUUUCCCGGGAACUCUGUAAGCCGGAGCCCGGCUUGGGUCACCUUUGCCCUCUGCUCAGGUAGACCCCAUUCCUGUCUGCACACGGCAACUGGGACCCGAGCCUCCCGCCGGGCCCAGGGCUUCCUGAGAACUUGGUUCGAGACCGGCGGAGGCUGGAGAGGGGGUGUACGCUGCGCUGUAGGAGUUCGCGUAAGUGGGGUUGCUGGAGGCACGCGAGUUCAGCGUUGACCGAAACACUAGGGGUCUGUGCUCUGUCUCCGGAGCUGGUCUCGAGGGGUCUCCCCACCCAGACCACCAGGACCCCCAUUUCCAGAAGAAUGGCCCAGAUAUCUCAAGUGCAGGAACUCUUCCACGAGGCAGCCCAGCAGGAGGCCCUGGCCCAGCCCCAGCCCUGGUGGAAGAUCCAGCUGUUCGUAUGGGAGCCGGUGCUGUUCGGGACCUGGGACGGUGUGUUCACCUCCUGCAUGAUCAACAUUUUUGGGGUUGUCCUUUUCUUAAGGACCGGCUGGCUGGUGGGAAACACAGGCGUGCUUAUGGGUGUGUUUCUGGUGUCCUUCGUCGCCCUGGUGGCCCUGGUCACUGUGCUAUCCGGCAUCGGGGUUGGGAAGCACUGCGGCGUGGGCAGCGGCGGCGUGUACUCCAUGAUUGCUGCGGUCCUUGGUGGGCAGACGGGAGGCACCAUCGGGCUGCUGUAUGUGUUUGGACAGUGUGUUGCAGGUGCCAUGUACAUCACCGGCUUCGCUGAAUCCGUCUCAGAUCUUCUGAGUCUCAGGAAUAUCUGGGCCGUGCGAGGAAUUUCAGUCGCCGUGCUUCUGGCCUUGCUGGGGAUUAACCUGGCAGGUGUCAAAUGGAUAAUCCGCCUCCAGCUGCUGCUGCUGCUCCUGCUCGCCGUGUCCACCCUGGACUUUGUGGUGGGCUCUUUCACGCACCUGGACCCAGAACAUGGUUUUAUUGGAUAUUCACCAGAACUGCUACAGAACAACACUCUGCCAGAUUACAGCCCUGGAGAGUCCUUUUUCACUGUCUUCGGGGUGUUCUUCCCUGCAGCUACAGGAGUCAUGGCCGGCUUCAACAUGGGGGGCGACCUCAGGGAGCCUGCUGCCAGCAUCCCCCUGGGCUCCCUAGUAGCCAUUGGCAUCUCGUGGUUUCUGUACAUCGUCUUUGUCUUCCUGCUCGGCGCCAUCUGCACCCGAGAGGCCCUUCGCUAUGACUUCCUGAUAGCAGAAAAGGUGUCCCUAGUGGGUUUCCUAUUCCUUUUGGGCUUGUACAUCUCAUCUUUGGCCUCCUGUAUGGGAGGCCUCUAUGGAGCCCCCCGGAUCCUGCAGUGCAUCGCCCAGGAGAAAGUGAUCCCCGCGCUGGCCUGCUUGGGGCAAGGGAAAGGGCCAAAUAAAACGCCUGUAGCUGCCAUCUGCCUGACCAGCUUGGUGACCAUGGCCUUUGUCCUCGUGGGCCAGGUGAACGUCCUGGCCCCCAUCGUCACCAUCAACUUCAUGCUGACAUACAUCACGGUGGACUACUCUUACUUCUCCCUGUCCAUGGGUGGCUGUAGCCUCUCGGAGAGGCCUGAGUUGGUGCCCGGGGAGGGCCUGGGUGCUCUCCACUGCUCUGAGCCCCUGCUUCUGGAGAAGGCUCCCAGUUAUGGCUCUGAGGGCAUUGUCCAGGGCCCCUCUGAGGGCACUCUGCUAGAAUUCACCAAGGACAUGGAUCAGCUCCUCCAGCUAACCAGGAAGCUUGAGAGUACCCAGCCCAGGGGAGGAGAGAGCCAUGGGAUCCUAGAGAAUCAGAAGGAGAAGACCAAGAAGGCCAGCAAGCAAACCCUCCAAGAGAGCUUCCUCUUGGACCUCAGGUCCCCUGCUUCCUUCUCUCCUGGGGACACUGAUGGAUGGCCUACUGCCUCCUGGGAAGGGCAGGGGCCCCACGGGAAUGCACAGAGUACCAGAAGUGAAGGGGAUCAGCCUAGGGGAGCCUAUGGAGCAAAACUCAUCCCUGAGCCAAGUAACCAGCCUAGGCCAAGCAGAGAAGAUUUCUUCCUGAAGUCCAGGCUACAGGAACAAGAUAUCCAGAGGAGACCAACUUCUUUCUACACUCACAUAUGCAAUCCCUGGGUCUCCCUGUUGGGGGCUGUUGUGUCCCUUCUCAUCAUGUUUGUCAUCCAGUGGGUCUAUACCCUGGUUAACAUAGGUGUUGCUGCCAUUGUAUAUUUCUACAUCGGUCGGACGAAUCCCGGACUUCACCUUGGUUUAGCCUCCAACUUCAGCCUUUUAAGAUGGAUGAGAUCCCUUCUGAUCCCCUCCUACAGGAAUCAAGAACAGAGGCUUUCUUUACAAUCUGGUUGCUGAGAGGUCUAAGUCAAGCGAGUUACUUUUAGUGAGUUCACAAUCUAAGACACAUUAGCAUCAGUCCUGACUCACACACACACUCAAGGCCCAGAACUUGCAUUCUUCCAUCUCAAGUCAGGGGUAGUUGACAUGACUGCGUUGGUGAAAGUGCAGAGACCACGUACAGAAACAGAGUAGUGACCCUGCAGGAUUUCUGUGGGACUUCAAUGUUCAAAUACCCAAGGAGAGGGAAGAACAAACUUUCCUGAGAAACAGCAGAAAGCCUUUCAGGGAAGGUAAGAUUUCAUGAGUGCCCCAGUUUCUUUCCUCCUCCUCUAUGCUUCCAGUGCCAAUGCUUGCUCACCUUUGGAAGCCUCAAGACUCUGGGAAUUUUUAUUUAUUUAUAUUGUUUUCGGCAGUACUGGGUCUUUGUUGCUGCACGUGGCUUUCUCUACUUCUGGCAAGCGGAGGUUGCUGUCUAGCUGUGGUGCUCAGGCUUCUCAUUGCGGCAGCUUCUCUUGUUGCUGAGCAUGGGCUCCAGAUAUGCCAGCUUAAGUAGCCGCAGCGUGGGCACUCAGUGGCUACAGUUCCUGAGCUCUAGAGUACAGGCGUAGUAGUUGAGGUGCACGGGCUUAGCUGCCCCACAGCGUGUGGAACCUCCCUGGACUGGAAAUUAAGCCUGUGUUCCCUGCAUCAGCAGGCAGAUUCUCAACCACUGGACUACCAGGGAAGUGCCCAAGAAUUUAAGACAAUAUAAGCACUGCCAGUCUGUUCCAGUCAGCCCAAGAAUGACCUGGAUGCUAAACCAGGAUGCUAAACCCUGGAUGCUAGAGAAAUGACGAUGACAGGAGCAGGGGUCAUGGAAACCAACAGGGAGGGGGCUGGCAGGGAGAGUGGUGUGGAGAGGGGCAGUUCCCUGCCAUCUGCUUGGAAGCUGAACUGAAUGUCCUGUGUGAAGCUGUAGGAGGCGUGGGGCCACUCUCUGCCUCUCUUUCAGGCUGAGGCACCAGCUUGGUGACUCAGGUCACAAUACACCUGCACUGAUCCUAGUCCUGAGGCAAGUAGAGGUUAAGCAGAAAUAGAUUCUGUGUGGAAGCUGCCUUCAGAUUCUGGAGCUGCAACUGGUGUGUGGCUGAGUGUCUUUGGCCUUAUCCAAUUUACAUGAAUAUUUUUAGAUAUUGUAGGUUUGAAAGCCUACAAAUGACUAUGGGAGGUCAGCAUUCCUUUUUGAUCUCUGAAUUUCUGGGAUUUCACCUCAGAGGUCACUGUUGUGCUAUGUAGAAAGAAGAAUGCGGUAGGAGGAGAUUAUUCUUAGAAAAUGACAGUGCUUUGUUUGGAAGAGAACCUAGUUCACACUAUCCAUAUCUCCGUGGACUUGUCGAGUGGGUGGUAGAGGCCUCAGCUAAGAGUCAGCAUCAAGCUUACUGGCCUCCUCAUGGCUACUGAGUGAUAUCUUGGGGUGACUGUUCAGGGGAAAGGACCUAGAAAUCGUGACCAUUUAAAAGUAGGAAUUGGUUGCUGUGUUUUCUUUUUUGUAAUUUUGAAUUUUUUUCACAACUGUCACCCCAGAUGCUCUUCAAAACCAAAGAAGAAGAAUACUGUAGGGUGUUUUGGGCAAAGAAGUUUGGGUAUAUUACUUCCUGUUACACCUACAAUUCCCAGAAUUAUGUAAAAUUAAGCCUGACCUUAGAGAAGCUUUCUUUCCUGAAGUCUCAGCAACUGCCCAGGUGAGAACUCUUAGGCCGUUCUAGACUAGAAAGUGAAGUGUAUUAUUUCCCUGAACUCAGAAAAAUAUUAUGGUUUGACCUUAAACACAUGUUGACUGGUAUGGCAUUUCUGUCACUUCCUAACCUUACUUCUUGCACAUUCAACCUUUAUAGAAGUUAGUUCAUUUCUCAGAAAGCCCAACCCGUCUAAUUUAGAUAUGUUCUCAUCAAGUGGCUGCAAAGCCUUAGUCAUGUGAUCUGAACUCCUAUAACAGCAUGUUUUUCUAGUCAGUGAAGCUUUCUGCUUAAGUUCCACAGAUUUAUAACAAGGUUUCUACCAUUUUUUAAAAACAACUAUCAAAUAUACUCCCUAUUUAGACAAUUCAACGUAACUACCCACAAAGUAAAGAUUUAAGAGGAAAUCUAUGCCUAAGGUGAUUUCAGGACCUGACAUACUGCAGCAGCUAGAAGAGGGUUGAGAAGGUGAGGAAAUAGAAGCAGAAGGAGGUGAGGAGGUUCGCCUGAGGCCGCCAGGCUGGCUGGUGACAGAGCUGUGACUGUCUUCUUUGGAUAUCCUGUCUGUCAGGCUCGUCUUUCUGCUGCCAGCACUUUCCUCACGUAUCCCUAACAUUUUUCUCUACCAGUUUCUCCCAACUCCAACUCUAUGUGGACCUUUCUGUGAUACUGGAGCUCACUUUUUGCCUGCAGGCCAGCUUGGUGCCAAAGCUUUUACGCUUUACCGCGUAACUGCUUACUCUGUAAACCUUGGCUGUUCCUCAUUCAUCUUUCUUUCCGGUGAACUAAAGAGAAGGUUUUUCUUUUUAUUCGCUUCCACUCUCCAGCCUCACCAUUCCAUUAUUUCAUUCGACAAAAAGGCAAAGUAGAGCUAUAGAGCCCCAACACCACAACAUUUGGAAGAUUAUUUUUAUAGUUUUAUACAUUUCUGCUAAGGAAGGUAAAUAUCAUUCUUUAUUUGAUACUUAUUUCUAAUACUUUGGAUUCAAGAAGCGUUGUACAUAGAGCUUUCAACAGUUCUGUUGUUUAAUACAUAUUAAGUAAUAGGCACAAUGGUGUUUUUGCAAAUCCUUUCUCUCUCCUAGCGAAGACUGACUGCCAGCGGUUAGUACUAUGGUCUUUCCUUCUGACUGCCCUCCAUGUUUCUCU